Molecule: messenger RNA, 1078 nt
Organism: Thermothelomyces thermophilus ATCC 42464
Lineage: Eukaryota; Fungi; Ascomycota; Sordariomycetes; Sordariales; Chaetomiaceae
Exons: 3
Coding region: 173-898 (241 amino acids)
Biological process (GO): mitochondrial translation
Cellular component (GO): ribosome; mitochondrial small ribosomal subunit
Molecular function (GO): small ribosomal subunit rRNA binding; structural constituent of ribosome
Source: RefSeq, a predicted model, not a curated record
CAAGGUUUGAGAACUUCCAACGGCACCAGGAUUCGCGGUUCCAACCAAUCCGGGCGCGCUAAAAGAAGAUUCCGCCAAAAAGCGUCCAGACCGUCGGACCCCCAAAACCGAACCAACGCACCAGCUUGACGACGCCGGCAGCGGACUCACACGGAACCCACAGCAAACAACCAUGUCGUCGUGCAGGCAAUGGCUCUCGUCGGCCGUCCGCCAAUGCCGGAUCGGCCCGGCCCAGCAACAGCCGCGAUCAUUCUCGACUUCGGCGCCCGUUGCAGCCUUCCGUAGCAUCUUUGGAGACAACGAGUCCAACGCCGGGACAACGAGCAGCAGCGCCAGGAGACAGCGCCCGAGCUCCAACUCGAACGAGGCCCUGUACGGGCUGCUGACCGAGAGCGUGGAGCGCGGCGGGCCGCUCUCGGCCGAGGAGCAGCGCCAGGUGAUGGAGCAGCAGGGGGGGCUCGGGGCGAGGGCCUACGUCAAGGACCUGCGGGCGACCGCCACGACCGACAACUACCUGCGCCAGAUGCCGCGCCGCUGGCGGACCGGCGACGUCUACGCGCCCCGCGACAUGAGCCCGGCCGAGAUGCGCAAGUGGCGCCAGGGCCGCCGCCCGACCAGGGACAUCAUCGACAUGCUGGGCUUCAACCCGCUUGAUAACUACAAGAACUUCUCCCUCAUCUCCGAGUUCAUGACCACCAUGGGCCGCAUCAAGCACUCGAGCGAGACCGGGCUGCGCCCGGUCAACCAGCGCAAGAUCGCCAAGGCCAUCCGCCGGGCCAUCGGCAUGGGCCUGCACCCCAGCGUGCACAGGCACCCCGAGAUCCUCCGGCUCAGCCGCCACGGCCUGCCGACCGCGUCCAUCCCAACGCCAUCGGAUCCGUCGCAGAACAGGUUAUAGGGGGAAGGGUGAUAGGACCAAGAGGGAAAGGAGAACCGGACCAACCCUUGGAGGAUAACUAUGCCGCCCUUCUUCACCCGGUGAUGUUGUGUACAAAAAUAUUAGACCUCCCAAGCUGAGUUCCCAUUGUAUGAUUAUCAUGGAGAAUAACCAAAACACGGGCCCGGCCAUACAACCGUG